Messenger RNA from Australozyma saopauloensis, 651 nucleotides. RefSeq names its product Med8p (gene MED8). The record is from RefSeq and is a predicted model, not a curated record. Bases 1 to 651 code for a protein of 216 amino acids. Gene Ontology annotation, molecular function: transcription coregulator activity; RNA polymerase II cis-regulatory region sequence-specific DNA binding. Lineage: Eukaryota; Fungi; Ascomycota; Pichiomycetes; Serinales; Metschnikowiaceae. Gene Ontology annotation, biological process: regulation of transcription by RNA polymerase II. Gene Ontology annotation, cellular component: mediator complex; core mediator complex. The transcript has a single exon.
AUGAACAAAGCGGAAACCAAUGGAAACGCCGCCGCGGCAUCCGCCAGUAUCCCUGUGGAUUCGCUAGAACUCAUAAGGAACAGACUCCAUCAGGUUCAUCAAUCGUUGCGGAAAUUGGCCGACCAAAUCAACUACUCAAAUAGAAACCCCAAGGCCAAGCUUCCUGGUUACCUGAGCUUACAUGGGCAAUUCCAGGUGCUCAUCACACAAUUGCACUCGCUUGCAUCGCACUUGGAACUGAAUAGCGAUAUUCUUCGCACCACAAAUGCGUUUCCGCUUCCGUCGUUUCCCACAACGCAACAAGAGGGAUUGGUGACAACACUUCUACGAAAAAAGCCGUUGCCUGAGGUCGACGAGUGGAUCGAUGCCGCUAUUGCAGAAUGUAACCUGUUCAAUAUUCCUUUACUCAAAGAUGACGAGUUGGCUGAGUGGUGUUAUGCCAAAGCGAAACAAUUGGAGAGUGACUUUGUUUUCGAUGGCUUCUACACGGAGAAACAACAACUAUACCUCGAAAGCGAGGAGGGAGUAGCGGAGACCGAGCGCAAGAAGGAAGAAACGGCUGCUAAGGAAGAAAGGGAAAAAUCCAUAGUGGGUACAGGGGAGCCUAUGAAACCUAAUUCUAUAUUGAAAUUUAUGACCAAGGGUUUGUGA